Messenger RNA from Lactuca saligna, 645 nucleotides. The record is from the annotation of a GenBank genome assembly. Lineage: Eukaryota; Viridiplantae; Streptophyta; Magnoliopsida; Asterales; Asteraceae.
AUGGUAGAAGAGAGAACGCUCCUUCUUGUUCAGCCAGGAAGCAUGAUUGACAGAUUCCAUGGAGAGUACCUCGGUGUGAGUGUGAAGAAGAAUGUGAUCGUGACAAUCUCUUAUUGUGCAUGGGUUUGCUAUGAAUUAGAUGGUGAAAUUGAGGCUCUACUUGAAUUGCUGGAAGAUGAUGAUGAAAAAGAGAAACAACUGAAAGAAAACGUUAAAAAAUGGCAAAGGAACAAAUCAAAUGAUUUAAAUGAUGAUCACAUUGUGGGUCAAGUUGCACUUCAGUUUAGGUCAUCGGCGCAUCAAGGAUGUGUAAAUACUAUUUCUUGGAACUCAAAAGGCUCACUAUUGAUAUCUGGAUCUGAUGAUGCUCAUGUAAAUCUUUGGAGUUAUGAAAGCCGCAAGCUUUUGCAUUCCAUUGAUAGUGGUCAUAGGAAUAAUAUAUUUUGCACAAAGUUUGUUCCUGAAACAUCUAAUGAGUUGGUAGCAUCUGGAGCUGGUGAUACUGAAGUAGAACCUGGUAAUCCGAAUGUUGUCUGGAGUGCCAGCGAGGAUGCCACUCUGAGACAACAUGAUCUCCGGGAGGUCACUUCUUGUCCCCCUGCUGAGAACUGUAAAGGACUACUGGAAUUUACUUGUAUACACUGA